Penicillium verrucosum is the source of this 456-nucleotide messenger RNA. RefSeq lists its product as uncharacterized. The record is from RefSeq and is a predicted model, not a curated record. The coding region runs from base 1 to 456 and encodes 151 amino acids. The transcript is spliced from 2 exons. NCBI's taxonomy places the organism in Eukaryota, Fungi, Ascomycota, Eurotiomycetes, Eurotiales, Aspergillaceae.
AUGGGAGGGAGUUCCAUCAAAUAUAAUUUAAAGCGCAAGGACCUGGAAACCUUACUCCACGGGUCUACGCAGAGGAACAGAGUAAGAGGUCAAGCCCUACUACGAAAUCGAACGGCAAUUGAUCCAGAGGAGCGACCGAGGUGGUUGCAGGGAUUAUUCGGGAAUUGGGUCGAAUACCUCGGGGCCCAGGGGUCUCGGGGGACUGGUGGGUACGACAACCCCCCCUACAGCAGCUACGGCUUCGAGGAGCUUGCGCUGCUGGUCAAGAGAAAGGGCGGGCAAGAGGGAAACAACCGCAUCUUACCCUCGGAGGGCGGAUACAAGCGAGGUUGGGGAGUUGUAGUCUGCACGACAAACCGGUGCCGCUGGCGGGAAUGGAUGGUUGCUACCCUGACGGGUUGGAACGGUGAUCUCGAAGUGGUUUCUAACGAGCUGCCGGAGGAUUGCAGGUCAUGA